AUGUCUGCUGUGUUUCAUAACUAUAAUGAUGUGAAUAUUAAACCGCCUCCUCCCAUCCCUCUUGAAGGUCUGCUGGCUGAUAAGAACGAUUUGCCUGCCGAGGAGGAAGAGGACGAGCGGAACCUCAACUACAACCCUCCCGCUCAGAAGUCUCUCCAGGAGAUUCAGGAACUGGACAAAGAUGAUGAAAGUCUGGUGAAGUACAAGCAGACCCUGCUGGGACCAGAAGCAAUCACAGCCGACCUCUCAGGACCUAAUGUCAGUGUGACCAGGCUGACCCUGCUGUGUGAGGAUGCUCCUGAACCCCUCAGCAUGGACCUCACAGGAGACCUGAGCGUGCUGAAGGAGAAGAGCUUCACCUUACAGGAUGGAGUGAAAUACAGGCUAAAGAUUCACUUUAAAGUGAACAGAGAAAUAGUUUCUGGCCUGAAGUACCGUCAUGUGACUUACAGAAAAGGAGUAAGAGUGAACAAGGUGGUGUGCAUGGUGGGAAGUUAUGCCCCGCGGGCGGAGGAGCAGGAGUUUCUGUGCCCAGCCGAAGAGGCGCCCAAAGGCGUGAUGUCUCGUGGCCAGUAUCUAAUCAAGUCCUGUUUCACCGAUGACGACAAGAAUGCCUAUUUAUCCUGGGAGUGGAACCUCAACAUCAGCAAGGACUGGAAUUAA
This is a messenger RNA of Menidia menidia (Atlantic silverside), 663 nucleotides long. The record is from the annotation of a GenBank genome assembly. NCBI's taxonomy places the organism in Eukaryota, Metazoa, Chordata, Actinopteri, Atheriniformes, Atherinopsidae.